GCCAGUUGAGUUCCGUAACGUCACGUCAAAAAAGUGCACACACGAAUUUCUACAACGUUUACUAUGUAAAGAUAAUGUAGGUAUAGUUUAUUAAAAAAAAAAAAAAAAAAAAAAAAAAAAAAACAAGGCCUUUAGGAUAUAUAAUUAUAUUUAAUGUCAAUAUAUAAGUGUGCGCUGAAUGCUUGUUAUUGGUGGUGUAAUCAUUGGACCAAGCGGCAUUGAGACAAUUAAGGCGUAGCAAAGAACAUAUAAAAUGACAAUUGCCACUAGGGGCCAGGGUGUUGGCAUAGACCCCCCUGACAGCCAGCAAAACACACAAAUGCACAGUCCACCAGGUCCUCAACAAUUAGCUGACACAAUGUCGGGACUCCAACUCACUGAGAACGUGGUACAAACUGAAUGCAACAAUGACACUAUCACUAUAGUGGAAGAUAGCAAUCAGCUACACGGAGAGCCUGAUUUUCCUAUUGCAAAACUCAAUAUGCUUCAUGAGAAGAUAUCUAGUCCACGAUGGGUUGUUCCAGUUUUGCCUGAACAAGAAUUAGAGUGCCUGUUACAAGCCAGUAUCGAACUUUGUAAAAAAGGAAUUGAUGUACAAAGCGAAGCAUGUCAACGUUUUUUUCGAGAAGGUCUUACAAUCUCAUUUACCAAGAUAUUAACGGACGAUGCGGUUAACAGUUGGAAGUUGAACAUUCACAAUUGUAUCAACACCAAUUGUCAACGCCUGGUAGAACUAUGCGUUCUGAAACUAGACGAGGAUUGGUUUCCCCUGCUUGAUUUGCUGGCCAUGGUUUUUAAUCCUAAUAAUAAAUUUCACACUUUUAACGCAGUAAGAGUUUCGGAAACGGUUCCUCCUGGUAGCGAUAUUCCUGAUGAGGAACUUUAUGCUCGUCCACCGUCUGAUUCGCGGAGUCCUCGUGGCUGGCUAGUAGAUCUCAUAAACAGAUUUGGAAGUUUGAACGGAUUCGAAAUUUUGCUCUCUAGAUUUCAAAGUGGACGGAAUUUAUCUGUGCCAGUUAUUUAUGCUUUAAUAAGACCUUUCGGUUUGUGUUACGAGCUGUUAACUGUCCACACUAUAGUUAAAUAUCUCAUGCCUAUUGUGGAAAUCGUACCUGUUAUUUUAAACAACUUAACCGAUGAUGAAUUAAAAAAAGAGGCAAAAAACGAAUCAAAAAACGAUGCAAUAUCAGCCAUAAUCAAAGCUGCUAAGUGUCUGGUGUCACGCGUUCCUCAUCAGGAAGAGAUGAUAAAGAAUUUGGAAAUCUUGAGACUGAAAAUGAUAUUGAGACUCUUACAAAUUUCGUCAUUUAAUGGAAAGAUGAACGCUUUAAAUGAAGUUAAUAAAGUAAUAUCUAGUGUUAGUUAUCACCAACAUCGUAACGCAAUAGUGGAGGACGAAGAGUGGCUUACAGCAGAACGUAUGGCGAAAUGGAUUAAGGAAAACGGAGUGCUGGAGAUCGUGCUAAGAGAUUCGUUGCAUCAGCCACAAUAUGUGGAGAAACUGGAAAAGAUUUUGCGAUUUAUAAUAAAAGAACGUGCACUUACAUUAGAAGAUUUAGAUGCUGUAUGGGCAGCGCAAGCGGGUAAACACGAAGCGAUCGUGAAGAACGUUCACGAUCUAUUAGCCAAAUUAGCCUGGGAUUUUAGUCCGGAACAGCUUGAUCAUCUGUUUGAAUGUUUUCAGACAAGUUGGAGAACUGCCAAUAAAAAACAACGGGAAAAAUUAUUAGAGCUGAUCAGGAGACUCGCGGAAGACGACAAGGAUGGCGUUAUGGCGCACAAGGUGUUGACGCUCUUUUGGACUUUGGCUCACUCUGAUGAGGUACCAACGGAAAUUAUGGAUCAGGCGCUGAACGCUCACGUGAAAAUUCUCGAUUAUUCAUGUUCACAAGAGAGAGACGCGCAAAAGACAAUCUGGUUGGACAAGUGUGUCGAAGAACUUAAGAACGGCGACAAGUGGGCUUUGCCUGCGUUGAAGCAGAUCCGUGAAAUAUGUUGUCUUUACGAGCCGAAUCCCAACUUGGGCCAUGGUCAGCGAAGUCAUCAUUUGCAUUAUAGGCAAGAAGUAAUAGAGCGUCUACAAAGUGAACAUUCGGUAGUAAUACUUGUAACAAAUAAUUUAACUAAUUACAUGGAUAAAGUGCGACAACUGGUGAAAGAAAAUCCUGAAAUCGACGCUAAUACUUACAUGCCCGAUGGUCGAUAUAACCAUAUUAUGCAGGUGCAAGAAAGACUGAAUUUCUUGCGUUUCUUGCUCAAGGAUGGCCAAUUAUGGUUAUGCGCCGAUCAGGCACAGCAAAUUUGGCAAUCCUUAGCCGAGCAAGGUGUAUUUGUAUCGGAUCGCGAGGCCUGCUUCAAAUGGUUCUCUAAGCUCAUGGGAGACGAGCCUGAUCUCGAUCCAGCAAUAAACAAGGGGUUUUUUCAAAACAAUAUACUCCAGUUAGACCCGACGCUGCUCACGGAAAGCGGUAUUAAGUGUUACGAGAGAUUUUUUAAAGCUGUUAAUUCUAAGGAAGGAAAAUUGAAACUGAAGCGCCGAACGUUUCUCAUGGACGACGUGGAUCUAAUUGGGACUGAUUACUUGUGGAGAGUAGUAACAAACAGCCCGGAAGAGAUCGCAAACCGAGGCAUAGAACUGUUGAAGGAAGUGAAUACUAAUCUGGGACCGCGUUUGCAGUCGUCCGUUUUGGCGUUUCACGAAACUUACAUAGCGGAAUGUAUGGACAGAUUGAAGGCUCAUUACGAUACGGUGACUGUUCUGAGCAGAGUCUAUUUAGACGGGAAAGAGGAGCGCGAGGAACAAAUGACUAAUAAGAUUAAAAUGGAAGCCAUAAAGAUGUGUCGUGUUAUGAAAGUUUUGCAGGAGUACAUAAACGAAUGUGACACUGCUUUCCCAGGAGAAAGAAAGAUAUUGCCGCUACACAGAGCGGCGCGUGGCAAGCAUCUGUCGCUUGUUAUUCGUUUCGCUAGUCCCGGCCGAAACGUCGACGACAUAGAUAUCUUCACGCAUAGCAAUGACACUUUAGCUUCGUUGAGACGUCAGAUAUUGCGCAGGAUCAAAGCGAGCGGGACGAACGUGAAACUCGAUCUGUUUAUUAACGGCGAGUCGCUAGAACAGUCCGAUGAUCGAAAACUUCUUUCCCAGAUACCGCUGAGAGACAAAAUGUUGUUAUCUGCAAAACUGAGUCAAGUUAAUAGCAAUAUGCCAAGCUCACCGGACAGUAGCUCCGAUAGCUCUACUAGCUCACCACAUCAUCCAUACGACGGGCCGAAUGUAGAGGCUGAGAAUAGUUUGCCUGGUGUGGUGAUGUCGCAAAGACCGCAAUAUGCGACGUUCUUCUUUCAAUUGGCCGAUCUUGGCUGUACCCUUCAGCAUUCGCAGUUGCGCGACGGCGCGCGAAAUCUCUUACAGUUGGUGCCGCCGGAUACCUUCACUGUAACAAGAUUACAGUGGCUGUUCGGCCAUUACAAAGACGAUGAAGCUUUACAGAACCCCUCUCAAUAUCAUUGUAACGAGCAGAAUACGACAGUAGAUUCUCUAUUUUUUACUGCAAGUCCUAGCCAAGUUUUAUACAAUUUAGAGGUGUUGUAUACUUUGUUAAUGCCGGCUCUCGACCCUAUGUCCGAAAGGGCGUUCGAAUUUCAGUAUAAUUUCAUAAAAAGCGGCGAAGCGGGCGUCAUCCUCGACAUGUUGACGAAAAACAAAUUUUUACCAAACGCAGACGAGACCACCAAGCGAUCGGCGUAUCUGACGGUGCUACGAUUGUGCAAGCUUCUUCUGACGGUGAUGGGUAACAUGAUGGCGUGCGUGAUGGACGAGGUGCAGCAAACCAGUACUUCGGAGAAUCACGAUCAUCACUGCAACAACCGCGGCCGUGUGGCGGUGUUGAAGCAAGCGCUGCAGAGCGUUCCCAAUCAGAGCACCGAGUACAUGCUGAGAAACGUCGCGGCCAAACUGGCGCAACAUCUGGCGCACCGUAUCUGCGGUACGGAGGCCGAUCGAUGCCGGCAGCUAUUUAUGCAAGCUCUUUCGUGGGAAUUACCGGAUGUGGCCACUGUACGUGCCAUAAUUAGAUUAGCGUGGGCCGCAUCCACGGGUAAUCUAAACAACAUCAACGCGACGAACGAGCUCUUACAUUCGAUGCACGAGACCAAUCAGAAAGAGCAGCGGAAUCCCGACAACAACGACGUUCUCGUAUGCAAGGAAGCGCUCGAAGUACUGACGAUCGCUCUUGUGUUGAACCCGUCGGCGCUCGAAACGCUGUCGAAGGACAAGAUCUGGCACACCUUCCUGAUAGACCUUGUACUGCUCAGUACAUCGAGAGCGAUCAGAAUCGCCGCCGGCGAACAAUUUUUUCUCAUUUCGACUUGGUGCAGCGGCGGCCAUCAAACGUUACUGGUCACCAUAACUCUUCUCUUCACAGUAUUGAACACCACCGUAACGGAGAACGCGAAGCAAAGCCACGAGUACUUUCAGCUUUUGUGCAGGCUCUUGAACUUCGCGCACAUGUCGGGUUGUCCUCUCACGACCGCGGAGACGUUGUUGAACGUCGAGAUAGCGUGGUUGAAGAAAGUACGGGACAACGUGAAGGAAACCGGAGAGAGUCAGGUGGACGAGGCUCUCCUCGAGGGUCAUCUCGGUCUGACGAAGGAACUGUUGGCGUUCUUACCGCCGAACCAGAAGUACGAGAUUGGAUCCGACGAGAAGCACGGAGUUAACUUGAUCAAGGAGCUGGUCGAGGACUUCGUCUUUCCCGCGUCCCGCCUCAUGCUGCAGCUUCGCAACACCGGCGAGCUAAGCGCCUCCCAGGCGUGUCCGGUGUGCACCACUCCGCAAUCGACUAGCGCUGCGUUCGACCUGCUCGUAGGUCUAUGCGUAGGCUGUGUACCCAACAUGAAACUUCUAGUCACAAUGCUCACCGACAUGUUUUACUCUGAAAAAGACGAACCGUUGGUGGAGUGGGAUUAUCUGCCGCCUGUGGGGCUGAGACCGCUCAAGGGUUUUGUGGGUCUGAAGAAUGCAGGCGCGACCUGUUACAUGAAUUCAGUAUUACAACAGUUGUAUAUGGUGGAGAGUAUUAGAGUUGGACUUCUGGCGGCGGAGGGUGCGGCUACUGAUUUGAAUGAAGAUUUCUCGGGCGAGGAGAGAAUCGAGGGCGAGCAGACCAUUGAGGCGAACGACAACGACACGAAUGAGGAAAAAUGCGGCGCCGACGAGUCGAGAAAGGAAUACAAUAUUGGAAUCUUGAAACAAGUGCAAGCAAUAUUCGGUCACCUCGCUUACAGCAAGUUGCAAUAUUAUAUACCAAGAGGAUUGUGGAAGCACUUCAAGCUUCAGGGAGAACCUGUAAAUCUUAGAGAGCAGCAAGACGCAGUAGAAUUCUUUAUGAGUUUAGUAGAGAGCUUAGACGAGGCGUUAAAAGCCUUGGGACAUGAGCAGAUAAUGGGCAAAAUUCUCGGUGGCUCGUACAGCGACCAGAAAAUCUGCAAAGGUUGCCCUCAUAGAUAUUCCAAAGAAGAACCGUUCAGCGUGAUAAGCGUGGACAUACGGAAUCACAGUAAUCUGCUGGAUUCACUUGAACAAUAUGUAAAGGGAGAACUGCUGGAAGGUGCAGAUGCCUAUCAUUGUGAUAAGUGCAACAAAAAAGUCGUGACAGUAAAGAGAUUAUGCGUGAAGAAGCUGCCACCGAUUUUAGCAAUUCAGUUAAAAAGAUUCGAAUACGAUUUUGAACGUGUGUGCGCGAUAAAAUUCAACGAUUACUUCGAGUUUCCGCGAGACCUGGACAUGGAGCCUUAUACCGUAUCCGGUUUGGCUAAACUGGAAGGGGAGGUUAUAGAUUGUGAUUAUGAGGAAUCUAUAAAAGGAACAUGCACAAAAUAUCAAUUGACCGGUAUUGUGGUUCACAGCGGUCAAGCCAGUGGUGGCCAUUAUUACUCUUACAUUUUACACAGGUUAAACGACGGUACGGCAAAAUGGUACAAGUUCGACGACGGUGACGUAACCGAGUGUAAAAUGGAAGAAGAAGAAGAAAUGAAAUCUCAGUGUUUCGGCGGCGAUUAUUUAGGAGAGGUGUUCGAUCAUAUGCUCAAGCGGAUGAGUUACCGCAAACAGAAGCGAUGGUGGAAUGCGUACAUGUUGUUUUAUACAAGAUUAGAUGUAGAAGAAAAUUCUCUAAUGAAGAGUGUAAAUGAAUUGUCGUUGUAUACGAAACUAGGAGUAAUGAAAAUGCCGCCGGCGAUAGAAUACAGCGUGCGGAAGCAGAAUAUAAAAUUUAUGCACAAUCGUAAUCAAUUUAGUGCAGAAUAUUUUCAGUUUAUCAAAAAACUGGUGUCUUGCAAUCCGCACAAUAUUAAUAGACAAAAUCUAAAUGAAAAACUUAGCCCCGAAGCGGAAGAACUUGCGAUGCUAUCGGUUCAGUUAGCGUCGAGAUUUCUCUUUUACACAGGUUUUCAUACCAAAAAGACGUUACGUGGCACGGCAACAGACUGGUAUGAUAUUGUGUGUCAUCAUUUGCGUAGCAGUAAAGCAGUGCGUUCUUGGUUUGCUAAUGAAGUGUUGUUUAAUCAUCCACACAGAUUUUGUGAGUAUCUUCUGAGCUGUCCAAGUACAGAAGUACGCACUGCUUUUCUAAAGAUUCUGGUGUUCCUUGCACAUGUUUCUUUGCAAGAUGGUCCGUGUGCUCCGCCCAGUCUAAAUGCGCCGACUAUACUUUUGGAUCCAGUGGCAACGCUCAGUGAUCAUUUGUUACACGCGGUGCUGUCGCUACUACAUCGCGAAAUUUCGGAUCAUGGACGUCAUCUUCCUCACUACUUUUCUCUCUUUCAUGCGUACGCCUCGCUUGGUCUUGCCGAGAAGGCGCAGUUGCUUAAGUUGAACGUUCCGGUUACCUUCAUGUUGGUCGCCAUCGACGAGGGCCCUGGCCCUACUAUCAAAUAUCAAUAUCCCGAAUUGACGAAACUACAUCAGGUGGUUAGCAUGUUGAUACGAUGUUGCGACGUUUCGUCAAAGGCUCACUCGAGUCAGCAGCCUCGCACGGAUCCCUUGCCAAAUCCGUAUGGAGAUCCCGCUUGUCAGCCAGACUAUCUUAUGCCCAUUCAACCACAAGCAGCUGAGAUAUUAUUUAUUCGAACUAGUUACAUAAAAAAACUAAUUGAGGACGCUAACGUGACGGAAGACACGGUGAAGUUGUUGCAAUACUGUUGCUGGGAGAAUCCGCAUUUGUCGCGAACGGUGCUUAGUGAACUUUUAUGGCAAAUUGGUUUCGCUUACACCCACGAAUUGAGACAUCACACAGAUCUGCUGCUUGCGAUAUUACUGAUGGAAGAUUCUUGGCAGACGCAUCGCGUGCACAAUGCGCUUAAGGGUGUUCCGGACGAGCGAGAAGGUUUAUUCGAAACGAUACAAAGAAGCAAAAAUCAUUAUCAGAAAAGAGCGUAUCAAUGUAUUAAGUGUAUGGUGCAGCUCUUCAGUAAGUGUAGACCCGCGCAUCAGCUCUUGCAUCAUAGUCCAGAGCUGAAGAGGAAGUGGAGCCACGCUAUUGACUGGCUUCACGACGAACUCGAUAAGAGACCGUACGCUUCUGCGGCGCCUUACGCGCACGCGUACAACAACUGGUCCCCACCGGCACAGUCUAACGAUUCCGCGAACGGAUACGUCCUCGAACGUAGUAAUAGCGCAAGAAAGACUUUGGAGCGGGCGUGCGAAUUGUGUCCGGAGGAAGAACCGGAAGUCGAAGAUACCAGCGAAGAUUGCGCGGAGGAGGCCGAUAAAUAUCAACACACGUCUAAAUAUAAAUCCAAUAUUCAAUUCGACAAGUAUCAGUCUUCAUUCCGAAGUAAAAGGCGUAACAACAGAGGCUUAGGAUGGGCAUCUAUAGAUUAUCCCGCGGUAGACUUUACCGUGAUCCAACAAAUGCGAGAGGACCAGCAACCCCCUCAGCCGGGACCCUCACCCGUGCACACGCCUCACUUGUCGCUUCAAAUGCAUAAUCCGGAGAACUGUGAGUCGUCACAAAAUACCAGCCAGGAUCCAUAAUGAACGCUGAAUGGUGACGUUCUGUCAAGUUGCUGUCUCAGUGGAACAAUUUCGGAAUAUUUAGAUGUUGCUGUGCCAGCAGCUUGGUGUCGAGCGGUAGCGACACAUGUACAGAUAUAACAAGUGAGAGGGUUUGUUUUCUUUUUAGCGAUCAGUCUUUAACGAACUCAUGCUAAUCUCUUAGUUUCACUAUGGGUAGUUACUUUGAUAAUAUGACGCGCUAUGAAUGUUCGAAACUCGCAAAUGAGGGAAGAAAACGAAUCAGUGGAGACGAUUCCGACUGAGAAAAUUUGAAUUAACGCAUGUUAGUUGAGGCAAUCAAUUCUCGACGUAGUUUUUUUUUUUCUUUCUUCAAUCAAUGACAUUUGUUUGUCAUCAACUCAUCCCGAUUUGUAUUCUUUUUCCCCUCGCCCUUCCCUCAGACGACUCUGUUUGGCUUCCAAUCCUAGAAAUGAGAUAAUUUGACAAAAAAGAAAAAGCCCCUAAAACUGCGCGGCUCUCUCUUCUCUCUAGGAGAUCGAUCGAUGAUAAUAAUAGUUUUUACGGCCAAGAGUUUUAUUUGCCUCGAUUAACGCAUGUGGAUUCAAAGCUUAGGACUACCGUAAGAUUGUAUAAAUGUAUAGCGAGUAGUGUUACGGAAUCCCGUUCUCUGCCGAAUUUAGAAGACAGAAAAAGAAUAUAAAAACAUAAUUUUCCGUAUGCCUAUGUAAAUUUGUUACUAAUAAAAAAAAAGAAGUUAAAAUGAAACUCUCUAACGAUCGAAAGAUACAACUUGCAAAAACAGAGUGUGAGAGAGAGAGAGAGCGAGAGAGAGAGAGAGAGAGAGAGAGAGAAAGAGAGAGUGUAUGUGUGUGGUGAAGUAGCAUGUUUUUGUCUUGUUCAGAGAAAGCACAGUUAUCGAAGCUAUAUGCUCUUUAACAUAUAUAAAUAUAUAGCUAUGCUAUAUAUACAUGUAUACAUAGCUUUUUGCUAUUUACUCUUUUAACAAUAAUAAUAAAAAAAAAAAGGAAUCUUUCUUGUACUUAAUAAUCUCUCGAGCAUUCUGGAAGAAAGACACUAUAUAUUAAAUAUUGGCGGCCCUGCCGUGUGUGCUGCUAAUGAAUUUCAACAAUACGCCAACGAUGCCUCCUGUUGUGCUUUCUUUCAGUUCGACCGAUUUGAAAGAGUUGUGCCUUCGACAUUGUGCGACUCCAUUGUACUUUUAGGUAGAUAUUUAAGAAUCAAGUUGUUGCUUCAAAUUUGAUUGCUUAUACACUUCGCUUGUUGAGUUAACAGAGAGUGUGAGUAAAGAGAAUUAAAAUAAAAACAAAAACCAAAAAAAAAAAAAAAA
This is a messenger RNA of Pseudomyrmex gracilis, 9365 nucleotides long. It is a transcript of the gene faf, whose product is annotated as probable ubiquitin carboxyl-terminal hydrolase FAF-X. NCBI's taxonomy places the organism in Eukaryota, Metazoa, Arthropoda, Insecta, Hymenoptera, Formicidae. Gene Ontology annotation, biological process: cell migration; protein deubiquitination. The record is from RefSeq and is a predicted model, not a curated record. The coding region runs from base 254 to 8035 and encodes 2593 amino acids. The transcript has 30 exons. Gene Ontology annotation, molecular function: cysteine-type deubiquitinase activity; cysteine-type endopeptidase activity. Gene Ontology annotation, cellular component: nucleus; cytosol.